GGCGUUACAUAACCUCUGCUGCCCCAAACGCAAGAAGAAGAAGAUAGGAACAUUAGAGUAAUUUUUGUAAAGGAAAAUAGAAGGGAUGUUCUGGAUUACAUCGCGUGUUUGUUUCUGGGGGAUUACAGUGGGAACAGAAGGAAUCCCGGCUAAACCCAUUUAACUAAACCCUUUGAUUAACCCCUGCCCGUCCAGUCGCCCGUCGACUUCGCGGCCUCGCAAGUGGGGACACAUCCCCGGGGCUGCGGAUCCUCCGCUCACCCGCACAGGAAGGUUACCCCGUGAUCGUGUCACCUCAGGGUCGUGCCCGAACCGAACCCUGUCUUCUUGCGGUCACGGCCAUGGCUGUUCUUGGAGUGAGAUUCACCAAAAGCAGGAGAGACAAACUGGCCCAGGUGCUGUGGAUCUUAAACUGGGUGUCGGUGCUGACGGGGGUGGUUCUGAUCAGCCUGGGAGUUUACCUGCGCCUGGAGAUGAGGAAACGCAGGGAGGUGCUGGCGGGUGAGGGGACGGCCUCGGUCCCCAAAAUGCUGGUGGCGGUCGGUGCCAUUGCUUGUGGUGUCAACCUGCUGGGGGCCAAGAUCAGCCACGACUGCUGGGAUAACAAGUUCUCCCGCUGGAGGCUGCUCAUGCUUCCUUACAUCACCUGCACCCUUUUCUUCACCUUCUGCAUCCUGAGCAUGAUGGAGAGGUCCCUCCACCUGUGCCUCCAGCGCACCAUGAGGUGCUAUAAAGACACUGAUACCCCGAGCGGGUGCUCCCCCAAGAAGACCGUGGACGAGUUGCACUUCGAGUUCCACUGCUGCGGCAACAACGGCUUCAGGGACUGGUUCGAGAUCCAGUGGAUCAGCUCACGCUAUCUGGACAUGAACUCCAAAGAGGUCCAGGUGUAAGUGAAAAGGAGAUGGGGGAGGGCAGGGGAGAUAGAAAAUAGGAGCAAGAAUGUCUGAGCCGCUCCACUGUACCAUUCAGUACUACUGGAGCUAUUCAUCCACCUCACUAUCUUAUCUCUCCCCCUUAAAUCCCAUGGAUCCCUUAGGUAUUAAUAAAUCUAUCUGCCGUCACCCUCAA
This is a messenger RNA of Amblyraja radiata (thorny skate), 1071 nucleotides long. RefSeq names its product photoreceptor outer segment membrane glycoprotein 2-like. Gene Ontology annotation, cellular component: membrane. The record is from RefSeq and is a predicted model, not a curated record. Gene Ontology annotation, biological process: visual perception. Lineage: Eukaryota; Metazoa; Chordata; Chondrichthyes; Rajiformes; Rajidae.